Saxophila tyrrhenica is the source of this 1530-nucleotide messenger RNA. RefSeq lists its product as uncharacterized. Bases 1 to 1530 code for a protein of 509 amino acids. The record is from RefSeq and is a predicted model, not a curated record. NCBI's taxonomy places the organism in Eukaryota, Fungi, Ascomycota, Dothideomycetes, Mycosphaerellales, Extremaceae. The transcript has a single exon. Gene Ontology annotation, cellular component: nuclear envelope; meiotic nuclear membrane microtubule tethering complex. Gene Ontology annotation, molecular function: protein-membrane adaptor activity.
AUGGCACCCAGAGCAGCGGCGGAAACGCCAUCACGAGCGACGAGGACCCGCUCGAAGAGCCCCCUCCCGGCGAUCGACGCCAAGCAAAGCCAGGCGUACGGGGCCCCUGGCAAGGCCAACCUCGGGUCGCAGCUCCGCAGCCAGUCCGCUGCCUUCUCGCAGCAAUUUGAGGAGAGCCGCACAGCAGCCGCUGUGGUGGCACCGGCCUCCUCUGCUGCUGAGAGAAGCGGCGGGCUGGUCGAGGAGGGAAGCGAGGCGGCUUCUCUUGCGCCGGGGCCCCGUCGCCGGCAGUACAGCGGGCGACCAGCCCCCAUCCCAGAAGAGCGGCCGGCGGAGAUGGGCACCCGCCGCGCCCACCCACCACCACCACCACCACCAGACUCGCCGAGUCUUCUCGGCCGCGAGGCCACCGUCCUCGACCACAACGCCCGCUACGGCGGGGCGUUCGCUGCUGCUCGCGCGGGGAUCUGGCGCCAGCUCAGCAACCCCAACUCGCCGAUCUACUUCGUCCUGCUGAUCGCCAUCGUCUUCCUCGGCGGCAUCUUCUCCGGCCUCCUGGCACUUUUCGUGCCUGUACCAGCGAGUGUGGUGCCGAUUCGUGAGCAGUUCGCGCUGGGAAUGCACGUCGCAUUCCUCAAGUACCCGUACGAUCGGCCGCCUGUUGUCUGGGAGCGCUACACCACCGAAGUUCUCGACAUGUUCAAGCAAGAAGCCGCGAAGAUCGACGGCAUUGCACAGCGAUCAGUCGAAGCCUGGCUCGAGAAGCGGCCGUCCAUCGGCGUCACCAAAGACGAGCUCAACACCAUCAUCCGCUUCCACCAAGUCCACAACUCCUUCCGGGCGAUGCACAUGGUGAACUGGUUCUCUGUCGGCUUGGGCGCUCGCAUCGACCCCUACCUCACAUCCGCGACCAAGAUCAUCGGCUCCAAGACCUGGCUCGGCGCACUCUACGACUCCAUCAACCCUCUCAACAUCCCGCCGAACCCACCCAUCACUGCUCUCCUGAAGUGGGACGAAGCUACAGAAUGCUGGUGCGGCACUCCAUCGAGCAGCGGCUACGUCCAGAUUGCCAUCAUGACACACACGAAAUUCUACCCCGACCGACUCAUCAUUGAACACAUCCCGCGAGCAGCAACACUCGCCCCUCAAGCAGCGCCGAAAGACUUCGAGGUCUGGAUCGAUCUAGGCUCAACAGAAGAGGUCAAGCGCGUCCGCGAUCUCUACGAUGGCGACUCCAUCCUCAACAUAAACGGCCCAUGUGGCGACUCCCCAGGCAAGACCUGGUACUGCGUUCUCAAGAACGGCUACGACAUCAACUACAGCAACCACGUGCAGACGAAGUAUCUCGCGAUCUCAGCAGCCUACGAAAAGAUUGCGACCAACAAAGUCCUUGUGCGUGCGACAUCGAAUCACGGUUCCGACUACACGUGUUUCUACCGCUUGCGCAUGGCUGGCCAGCAGAUCCAAUCCAACGACGACGAGCAGCAAGACUACCGGUCCGUCGCUGACAUGGUCGGCCAGCCUGAUUGA